AUGGAGCUUUCGGACGCGAUCGAAGUAUCAAGGGUAAACAAUGUGUUCAUGCGAAAAGGACCUCGUCCAUCUCAAGUUGGAUCUCUAGUACUAAUAGGUCAUCAUUUAAUAUUUUCUCCUAAUACGCAAUCACCAACAUUGGAUAGGAAUAAUGAAGAGUUGUGGCUUCUUCACCGUGCCGUUGAUCGGGUUUUUAUUGAGCCUCUCGUCAAGGACCAACCAUCAAAAGGCGGUCUUUUAUCGUUGAGGUGUAAGAAUUUUAUGGUCAUAAUUUUCGAAAUAUCGAUUUGGGAAGAUUGCCAAGCUGCAGCGCGGUCGAUAGAGACUUUAUCUAAUAUCAGCGGUUGUUCUCACGAUUACCCGUUCUAUUAUCGAUGCCCCUUUCAAGUCCUGGAUGAUGGUUGGAAAGCGUUCGAUUCCAGCGAAGAGUUUGCUCGUUUAAUCGUUCGCUGUGGUGACGCUUUUCGCAUCAGUGACGUUAAUGAUGGAUUUCAGGUUCGUUUAUAG
Ostertagia ostertagi is the source of this 507-nucleotide messenger RNA. The record is from the annotation of a GenBank genome assembly. Lineage: Eukaryota; Metazoa; Nematoda; Chromadorea; Rhabditida; Trichostrongylidae.